This is a messenger RNA of Prunus armeniaca (apricot), 1125 nucleotides long. The record is from the annotation of a GenBank genome assembly. Lineage: Eukaryota; Viridiplantae; Streptophyta; Magnoliopsida; Rosales; Rosaceae.
AUGGCUGAUGAUCAUAAUGAAGGCCCCCCAGAUGAAUUUCGAGCAGUUAUUUCCUACAUAAAGCGCAUGCUUUUGGAUUAUGAAUCCUCCAAUGACGAGUUGGAAGGAAAUAAUGAACCUGAAGAAAAUGCGCAAGAAGCAUUGCAAAUGCUAGAAGAAUUUCUUCUUGAUCAGGAAAUGCAAGAAGAAUCUGUUCCUGAUCAGCAAAUGCAAGAAACUGAAGUUGAAGUCAUUGUUCCAGAAGAACAACCACAGCAAGUAGCACAAUUUUCCUUCAACCCUGUCUCUCCUCAUCUCCUGCCAGUCCAAAGCCCCCGAGACGUAAUUCAGUUUCAAGAACGUGAACAACUAGAACAAGGCUCCUCCUCUGGAAUCAACAACUAUGUCCCUUCUUGUACCUCAUCAAUCGCAAGCCUCCAAGGCAUGGCUGCAGAAUCACAACAACCAGGACAGACUUCACUCUAUGUACCUGGUUCUCUCCCAAGCCUCCAAGAGUUCGGUCAAUUUCAAGAACAUGCAGCCCAACAUGACCAAGAAGCCAUUGCAGCAGCACAAGGCAUGGCUGCACAAUCACAACAACUAGAACAAAGUUCGUUCUACGGAGGCUAUGUCUCAUUUGGCCUCCCACCAGUCCCAAGUCUCCAACACUCAACUCAAUUUCAAGAACAUGCAGCCCAAGAAGCCAUUGCAGCUUCGCAAGUAGAACAAGGUUCGUUCUACGGAAGCUAUGCCCCUCCAGUCCCCCGAAGCCUCCAAAAUUUGAUCGGAAGGUGCAGCGAGCCUUUUGAGAAGCAGUUGUCAGGCACUGAUGUGGCAUUGGGCUCAACUUCGCUGACCAUUAGCAAAGAAGACGUGAAAAGGCACAUCUUGCCAUUGUUGAAGGCUAAUGAAGUUCCUGAAGAAGGCAUCCAGGUCACAGUGUAUGACAUUGCUGGUGAAGAGUACCCUAUGCUGUUCAAACGCCGCCGCUAUCGCUAUUUCCUUUUAGGUCCAACAUGGAGACGUUUGUAUCAACGUCAUGGCCUGGAAGGAGGCCAACAUUCUCUCACAUUCUGGGCUUUCCGGAAGGUCCGACCUGAAAGCCUUUGCUUUGUCAUCACUUGGAGAAGGUUGCCUGCCAGGUAA